Molecule: messenger RNA, 1149 nt
Organism: Diutina rugosa
Lineage: Eukaryota; Fungi; Ascomycota; Pichiomycetes; Serinales; Debaryomycetaceae
Exons: 1
Coding region: 1-1149 (382 amino acids)
Molecular function (GO): protein binding
Source: RefSeq, a predicted model, not a curated record
AUGCUCUUUUCCCUCCGAUCACACGGAUCUGCGGUUACCGCAUUGACGACCACCACCAAAGGCCUUGUUCUGGGAGAUAGAGAUGGUGUAACUAUCAUAUGGAACCUUCAGCUGCGAAGACCAUUGGUGCGUUGGGUUGCUCACAAAGACAUGGUAGUGACUAUACUAGAGUGGGAAGAGUAUUUGGUCACCCAUGGAAAAGAUGGAGAGAUUGCCGUCUGGGAAUUCGCCAAUCAAGAUCAGACUCCCAAAUUGGUGGUAUCUAUUCCUGUGAAUUCGUUGAAUUUUUGCAACAUAGUCUUGUCUGGGACUUAUCUAUUCACACCAGCAACUAUGGAUCUGAAUAAUUUCGACGUCUACAAGAUCAAUAAGGAGGGGAAAGGACUCAAUCGAGUCAUAACUAAUUAUUCGGGAUGCAAAUUGGUGGAAAAGGAUCCUUCGCAAGGGCGUGAAUGGGGCGUGAUUAUGUCGAUGCGCUACAUCAAUGAAACGCUGACACUUUGUCUUUGUUAUGAGUCUGGAGACGUCAUAGCCAUAGACAUAAACUUUGAUAUAAAGGAGGAAGCACCUGUUGUUGAAGUUGGCAAUGCCGCGCCAAAUACAACAACUAAACCUAGCGGUCUAUCUGGACUAUUCGCUAAGUCCAAACCAGAAAAGGUGAUCGAAAGAACGGUUAUCAAUAAGGAUCCGAAACUUACUUUAAGAUACCACAACACUCAACAUCGACCCGAACCAAUAACAGCGUCAACUUGGGAUAUACAACGCGGUCGGCUAUUGACAGGUAGUGCAACCGACACGAUGUUAGUGCAUGACAUCUAUCAUACUUGUGCUGACGUUGUUACUUUACAACAUCAAGGAGUACAAGCUAUUGUUUCUACCGAAGGCCAUGUUAUCUUGGCUCACUGGAAUGGACAAGUUUCAAUUCGCGAAGACGCACUUCCAUACCUGGAGGUUAAGACGUUUAGCCGACCAGUACCAGGUGACCGCGUAUACGAUCCCGAUACUGGUAAGCUCACGCCGCUGAUAAAGUUGUCAAGUAUAGCCGUCAUUGAUGUUCCAAGUAAGCGGCGACUUGAAGCUGGUCGAAUGACAGCUGUGAUGUGCGGCUACGAUGAUGGUGUGAUUACAGCCUUUGCUGUGAGUAACUAG